GGGAAGAUGCUGCAGUCUCUGGCCGGCAGCUCGUGCGUGCGCCUGGUGGAGCGGCACCGCUCGGCCUGGUGCUUCGGCCUGCUGGUGCUCGGUUACCUGCUGUACCUGGUGUUCGGCGCCGUGGUUUUCUCCUCGGUGGAGCUGCCCUACGAGGACCUGCUGCGCCAGGAGCUGCGCCGGCUGAAGCGGCGAUUCCUGGAGGAGCACCAGUGCCUGGCCGAGCCGCAGCUCGAGCGCUUCCUGGGCCGUGUGCUGGAGGCCAGCAAUUACGGCGUGUCCGUGCUGGGCAACGCCUCGGGCAGCUGGAACUGGGACUUCACCUCCGCGCUCUUCUUCGCCAGCACCGUGCUCUCCACCACGGGGUAUGGCCACACCGUGCCCUUGUCAGACGGAGGCAAGGCCUUCUGCAUCAUCUACUCGGUCAUCGGCAUUCCCUUCACCCUCCUCUUCCUGACGGCCGUGGUCCAGCGUGUGACCGUCCACGUCACCCGCAGACCCGUCCUCUACUUCCACAUCCGCUGGGGCUUCUCCAAGCAGCUGGUGGCCAUCGUCCAUGCCGUACUGCUGGGCUUCGUCACCGUGUCCUGCUUCUUCUUCAUCCCGGCCGCGGUGUUCUCCGUCCUAGAGGAAGACUGGAACUUCCUCGAAUCCUUCUAUUUCUGCUUCAUUUCCCUGAGCACCAUCGGCCUGGGUGACUAUGUGCCGGGGGAAGGUUACAACCAGAAGUUCAGGGAGCUGUACAAGAUCGGGAUCACGUGCUACCUGCUACUGGGCCUUAUUGCCAUGCUAGUGGUUCUGGAGACCUUCUGUGAGCUCCACGAGCUGAAGAAGUUCAGGAAAAUGUUCUAUGUGAAGAAGGACAAGGAUGAGGACCAGGUGCACAUCGUGGAGCACGACCAGCUAUCCUUCUCCUCCAUCGCUGACCAGGCGGCCGGCCUGAAGGAGGACCAGAAGCAGAAUGAGCCUUUCGUGGCGACCUCCUCCCCUGCAGAUGCCGAUGGCUCUGUGAACCACUGAGGGACGGGGUAUGCUAGGGGCGGGGUGUGGGGAGCCUCACUGCUCCAUCCCGGGCACUGGGACCUGAGGAGGAGCCUCUGUCUCAUCCAUUUCCAUGAGAAUACAAAAGCCAAGACGAUGCUGUCCUAAGAAAUACUUGCUGUUGGCAAUAUUUAGAAAGUAGAGCAGAGGAGAUGUUGAGUCUGAAGUGUGUCAGUCCCUGGGGGGAUGGAUGUGUUCUCUUAAUUCACACGUGGCAAAAUAAUCUCUGCUUCACUAAUAGCAGGUGAGUACUUGAAGCAAUAUCUGCGGUGAAGACAGCAGAUUUUAUACUUUUCAUUGGGGAUGCUGGUAUUUGCAUAGGAAUCAUUUAGCUGGUGGCUAAGCAGCAGCAUUUAUAUUUAAAAGCAAAAAAGACACAUAGACGUGUUUUAUAAAUAGGUUUUAAGUGUCCUGAUUUGCAUGUGCCUAACGAAAAUGAUUAUUUUUGUAGAAUCUAAGUUCCACCUACUAUUUAUAACAAAUAGGUUACCACUAACUAUGUACAUAGAACAUAUAAAUAUGUUUAUAACCUGUACAUCUGGUUUAGCUCAGCAGGCCUUCUUGUCUCUCUUAAUCCAGGAGUAUAGUUUUUCUUUUGAUCUCUCUUUCUAUUGAAGAAUCCGGGAUUUCUAUGGUAAGGGGAAUGAUAAACUUGAGAGUGAAUAGCCAUUUGUGUUCUACUACAAUGAAUGCUUCUAACCUCUGGCAGAUAGGGUAAUAGCAGAUGCCCAAAAUAUAUAUUUUAUAUAUAUAUAAUAUAUUAUGUAUUAUUUUGAAGGAGAGAAGCGAUAAACAGGAUUUGUGGGAAGGCAAAGAUGUUUGUUAUAACUUAUAGCCGCCUAUACUAAAGCACAGAACUUGGACACCGGUGUGCCAAGUGAACAGGUUUCUGUAUAUCACUCUGAGCAUCCUCAGUUUAGAAGCUGAAAUAAAUUUAAACCAUG
This is a messenger RNA of Dipodomys ordii (Ord's kangaroo rat), 1982 nucleotides long. It is a transcript of the gene Kcnk1, whose product is annotated as potassium channel, two pore domain subfamily K, member 1. The transcript is spliced from 3 exons. The coding region runs from base 7 to 1017 and encodes 336 amino acids. Gene Ontology annotation, biological process: stabilization of membrane potential; potassium ion transmembrane transport. Gene Ontology annotation, molecular function: potassium ion leak channel activity. The record is from RefSeq and is a predicted model, not a curated record. NCBI's taxonomy places the organism in Eukaryota, Metazoa, Chordata, Mammalia, Rodentia, Heteromyidae. Gene Ontology annotation, cellular component: membrane.